Gadus macrocephalus (Pacific cod) is the source of this 1914-nucleotide messenger RNA. It is a transcript of the gene nherf1a, whose product is annotated as NHERF family PDZ scaffold protein 1a. The transcript has 6 exons. The coding region runs from base 395 to 976 and encodes 193 amino acids. NCBI's taxonomy places the organism in Eukaryota, Metazoa, Chordata, Actinopteri, Gadiformes, Gadidae. Gene Ontology annotation, biological process: protein localization to plasma membrane. The record is from RefSeq and is a predicted model, not a curated record. Gene Ontology annotation, molecular function: signaling receptor binding; protein-membrane adaptor activity. Gene Ontology annotation, cellular component: apical plasma membrane.
UGGUGCAGCAGUAGUGGUUCCUCAAAUACAUUGAGAUGCAGGCUUCAAGAGAACAGUGCCAGAGACCUUUCUUUGAACAGUGGUCCUACUGCAUCAGUAAACCUUUUUUUAAACAGUGCUCUAACAGCGCCAGAGACCUUGUUUUGAACAGUUCUUUAACAGCACUAGAGACCUUGUUUUAAACAGUUCUGUAACCGCGCUAGAGACCUUGUUUGAAACAGUUCUGUAACCACGCUAGAGACCUUGUUUUGAACAGGGUUAGGGUUAGGGUUAUGGUUAGGGUUAGGCGCUGGUGAUCGCAGCUCUACUGCUCACUCCAAGUCCCUGGACCUUGACCUGAUUGCUUUCAAGUGAUAAGGAGGCGAGUGAAGGGCUUCGGCCGCGUCUGUGUCACAUGGCAAAGGGAGCCAACGGCUAUGGCUUCAACCUGCACAGCGAGAAGUCCAAACCGGGCCAGUUCAUCCGGGCCGUAGACGACCACUCCCCCGCCCAGAGGGCCGGCCUGCUGCCCGGAGACAAGAUCCUGCAGGUGAACAGCAUGUCAGUAGCAGGCAUGCAGCACGCGGAGGUGGUGGCCGCCGUCAAAGCCGGAGGCGAGGAGACCUCCAUGCUGGUGGUGGACUCUGAGGCCGACGCCUACUUCACCAGCUGCAACGUCCUACCCACCGAGGAGCACCUGAGAGGUCCUCUUCCAGUACGCAAAUCACGUGACUCCACAGAUGGGGUCAACAGUAAGACAGCAGCUGACCUCAACCCGGCCUCGCCCUUGAGGCAUUCCUCGUCCAGCUCUUCCUCCUCCAACUCCUCCCUGCCAGCCACGGCUCCAGCCGUCACCAUGGACGCCGCGCCAGCACCAGCGGGGGGUCUGAGCAUGUCCCUGGCCCAGGUCAAGGAGAGGGCCCACCAGAAACGCAUGGCCAAAAAGGCCCCCGCCAUGGACUGGAGCAAGAGGAACGAGCUCUUCAGCAACCUAUAGAUGAUGACCCACACUCCUUCAUUCUCCUCCCCUUCCUCCCCCUCUGCCUCCCACCCUUAUCCGUUCAGAGUGAUGAAGAGGACAGCCCGAUCGCCCUUCCUCCCCACUAUCUCGACCUAGCAGCUCUGUGCUAAUUAAGACACACCUGUCAUUUUAGACGAUUUCUAAAGAUAAUUUAAAAAUAUAUAUAAAAAAGGGUAGAAUGUGAAACAGUGUUAUUUUCCUGUAAUUUUUGUAUCAGAUAUCAUAUCAUAUGGAGGGCAUAUCAUAUCGUGUGGAGGGCUUACCACCUGUAUCUGUUUUUUAAAAAUAUGUUUUGAAUGUACUUUUUUCAAGAUGGAUAUUUUCAUUCUGAUUAUUGCGAAGAUUCUCAUAAUACACAUUCCUUCAGUUGAGGGGGUCAAUUGAAUGUCAAUGGAGUCUAAGCCUGAAUCUAAGGCGCAGAUUGCAUACCUACUGAUUGUUCUAAAUCAAUAAUACAAUGCUUGUCUUGGUUUUCUUCUCUAAUUGGUGGCUAAGUAACUAGCGUGGAUGAAUGCACUUAAUACUUGCUUAUGUAGCCAAUUUGACACAUUUGUUUUGUUUAAUGACAAUGAUGGAAGUGUACUGCCUUUUUAAAUUAGACUUCCCGUACGGAACUAUUGUGAAAUAGGUUGAAGAGAGGAAUCCCGAUCUAGAAAAUGAAUUCCCGAAAACCUUUCAACAAGAUGGUAGAUUGGCGCAAUACGUUAUUUUGUUUUUAUUUUUUCCGUAUAUAUAUUAAUAUUCAAUCUUAUUCUGUACAUACAGUAAAUGAUUAAGUAAACUAAACUGAAAAGUGAAUGUGUGAGAGAGUAGCAGUGCUUGGGAUAUAAGCGUCUGCUCUGAAGGAGAACUUCUGUGUUCCAAGAGUGCUGCCACCUUACAUUGACAUGGAUUAAAAACGCAUCUUAAUUACA